GCGAGCGAGCGAGCGAGAGAACGAGGGAAGGAGCGGGCGAAGGAGGGAGCGCGCGCCGGAGACGGGAGGGGAAGCCUGCGCCGCCUGCCUUGCCUUGCCUCCACGGCCAAGCAACAGCCCGGUCCGGGUCCGCGCGCCGGGGCAGCCCGCCAGCCUCGUCCCCCGCGAGGAGGUCCCGGGCAAGGCGAGCAGCCCGCCAGGCUGCAGGCUCUGCGGAAAGAAGUUGCGCGCUCAGUUUCCUCGCGGCGCGGAAGGCGAGCGCAUCGGGCGGCCGGGGCAGAGCGGGGCAUGCCCUGAUCCGGAGGAGAAGCGCGCCGGGCGGGCUGUGCGCUCACCACCGGGCUGCCUGGCUCGCUGGCCGGGCUGCCUGGCCGCUUUCGCCGGGGCUGGUGAGCCGGCGGUGUCGCCUGCGCCGCGAGAGGGAUCGGCUGCAUCGCUUUGAUCAGCAUCCUCCUCGGCAUCCUCAGAGUAAGGAGGAAGAGCAAGUAAAUAAGGGAGGGGCAGAACGGGAGAAAAGGUGGAGGGAGAACGAGAGAGACGCGCCGAGAGAAGCAUGGCGAACCCGGACGGAACUGUGAAUUUGUUCUCUGGAGUUGUGAAUUUGCCACCGAGAAACAACACCUCUGCUCUGGAGGAGGAAGCGCCUGCCUUGCCGGCUGCUUGCUGAUUCCCCUUCCACCUCUCCUCUCCCUCCAAAAAAUACGAAUUUGGUGGCUACCUGGGUGCCCGAUGCAUUGUGCGGGGCUUUCUCUGUGUCUUGGUCCUGGGAGAUCGGAUCCUUUCCCGGCUGCUGCUGCUGCUGCUGCUGCAGUUCAUCGGCACACGAAAAAGCGGCAACUGGCUGUCUGGAAGCAAGAGCUCUGAUGUGAUGCAUUCUGCAGUCCUCCCGAGGCAGCAGCAUUCCAUCGUUGAAACCCUGAAACCCUGAGAAGGAGCUAUAAACACAUUAUCAUGGACCUGAGGGAUUUUUACCUGUUGGCUGCCCUGAUUGCCUGUUUAAGGCUGGAUUCUGCUGUGGCUCAAGAACUUAUUUACACCAUCCGAGAGGAGCUACCGGAAAACGUCCCCAUCGGGAACAUACCAAAGGAUCUGAACAUUUCUCACAUCAAUGCCGCCACAGGAACCAGCGCUAGUCUUGUCUACAGACUGGUCUCCAAAGCAGGGGAUUCCCCUUUGGUGAAAGUGUCCAGCACCACAGGGGAGAUCUUUACCACCUCCAACAGAAUCGACAGAGAGAGACUCUGUGCAGGAGCUGCCUAUGCUGAAGAGAAUGAGUGCUUCUUUGAACUGGAGGUGGUGAUUCUCCCAAACGACUUUUUUCGGCUGAUCAAGAUCAAAAUAAUUGUGAAGGAUACCAAUGACAAUGCCCCCAUGUUUCCCUCCCCUGUCAUCAACAUCUCCAUACCUGAAAACACUCUGAUCAACAGCCGCUUUCCGAUCCCGUCAGCCACGGACCCCGACACUGGCUUCAAUGGGGUACAGCACUAUGAACUUUUGAAUGGGCAAAGUGUCUUUGGGCUGGAUAUCGUGGAAACUCCAGAAGGGGAGAAGUGGCCUCAGCUGAUUGUGCAGCAGAACUUAGACAGGGAGCACAAAGAUACCUAUGUGAUGAAAAUCAAAGUCGAGGAUGGAGGAACCCCCCAGAAAUCCAGCACAGCUAUCCUCCAGGUCACAGUAAGUGAUGUCAAUGACAACAGGCCGGUUUUUAAAGAGAGUCAGGUGGAGGUUCACAUACCAGAGAAUGCCCCUGUAGGUACCUCGGUCAUUCAGCUGCAUGCCACAGACGCAGAUAUAGGAAGCAAUGCGGAAAUCAGAUAUAUUUUUGGUGCCCAGGUUGCUCCUGCAACUAAAAGACUCUUUGCUUUAAACAACACAACUGGGCUGGUGACAGUUCAGAGGGCCUUAGACCGAGAGGAGACUGCCAUCCACAAGGUGACAGUGCUGGCCAGUGAUGGUAGCUCGACACCUGCCCGGGCAACUGUUUCCAUCAAUGUGACUGAUGUUAAUGAUAACCCCCCUAACAUAGACCUCAGGUACAUUAUAAGUCCCAUCAAUGGCACAGUGUACUUAUCUGAGAAAGACCCCAUCAAUACCAAGAUUGCCCUAAUUACGGUCUCAGAUAAGGAUACUGAUGUGAAUGGCAAAGUGAUCUGUUUCAUUGAGAGAGAAGUGCCAUUCCACUUGAAGGCUGUUUAUGACAACCAGUACUUGCUAGAGACCUCUUCCUUGCUGGACUAUGAGGGCACCAAAGAAUUCAGCUUUAAGAUAGUUGCCUCCGAUUCCGGCAAGCCCAGUUUGAACCAGACUGCCCUAGUAAGAGUUAAGCUGGAAGACGAAAAUGACAACCCGCCAAUUUUCAGCCAGCCUGUAAUUGAGCUGUCCGUUUCCGAAAACAACCGCCGGGGUCUGUACUUAACAACUAUUAGUGCCACAGAUGAGGACAGUGGGAAAAAUGCAGACAUUGUUUAUCAGCUUGGCCCCAACGCCUCCUUUUUUGAUUUGGAUCGAAAGACAGGGGUUUUGACAGCUUCCCGAGUCUUUGACAGAGAGGAGCAGGAGAGGUUCAUUUUUACUGUUACGGCCCGAGACAAUGGCACCCCUCCCCUGCAGAGUCAAGCUGCUGUAAUCGUGACAGUAUUGGACGAGAAUGACAACAGUCCCAAAUUUACUCAUAACCAUUUUCAGUUUUUUGUGUCGGAGAACUUACCAAAGUAUAGCACCGUAGGAGUGAUCACGGUGACUGAUGCAGAUGCAGGAGAAAAUAAAGCUGUGACUCUUUCCAUCCUGAACGACAAUGAGAACUUUGUUCUGGAUCCUUACUCUGGAGUUAUAAAGUCCAACGUUUCUUUUGACCGAGAGCAGCAGAGUUCCUACACCUUUGACGUCAAGGCCAUCGAUGGAGGACAGCCGCCUCGUUCUUCUACUGCAAAAGUCACUAUAAAUGUCAUGGAUGUUAAUGACAACAGCCCUGUGGUCAUCUACCCACCUUCAAAUACUUCUUUUAAGCUGGUGCCUCUCUCUGCAAUCCCUGGCUCUGUUGUGGCUGAAGUGUUUGCCGUUGACAUUGACACGGGAAUGAACGCCGAGCUGAAAUAUACAAUUGUAAGUGGAAACAACAAAGGUUUGUUUCGUAUUGAUCCGGUGACGGGUAACAUUACCCUGGAAGAAAAACCUACUCCUACUGAUGUAGGGCUGCAUCGAUUAGUGGUCAAUAUCAGUGACCUGGGUUAUCCUAAAUCUCUGCAUACCCUUGUCCUUGUGUUUUUGUACGUCAAUGACACGGCUGGAAAUGCCUCUUAUAUCUAUGACUUGAUCCGCAGGACUAUGGAAACACCUUUGGACAGGAACAUCGGCGACAGUAGCCAGCCUUAUCAAAAUGAGGACUACCUUACAAUCAUGAUUGCUAUUGUGGCAGGUGCCAUGGUGGUCAUUGUGGUGAUAUUUGUCACUGUUCUGGUUCGCUGCCGCCACGCCUCCCGCUUCAAAGCUGCCCAGAGGAGCAAGCAAGGGGCUGAGUGGAUGUCUCCCAACCAGGAGAACAAACAGAACAAGAAAAAGAAGCGGAAGAAAAGGAAGUCUCCCAAGAGUUCCCUGUUGAAUUUUGUUACCAUUGAGGAAUCCAAACCGGAGGAUGCCGUUCAUGAACCUAUCAACGGGACCAUUAGCCUUCCAGCUGAGCUGGAAGAGCAAGGUAUAGGAAGAUUUGACUGGGGCACGGCCCCGCCCACCACCUUUAAGCCUAACAGCCCUGACCUUGCUAAGCAUUACAAAUCUGCCUCUCCGCAGUCCGCUUUCCAUCUUAAGCCUGACACUCCCGUGUCGGUGAAAAAGCACCACGUGAUUCAGGAACUCCCUUUGGACAACACCUUUGUUGGGGGUUGUGAUACCCUUUCCAAACGCUCUUCCACUAGUUCAGAUCACUUCAGUGCCUCAGAGUGCAGUUCCCAAGGAGGCUUCAAGACAAAGGGCCCCUUGCACACCAGACAGGUAAACGAGCACUUUUACUGGUCUAUAAGUACUGCAUACAAGUGCCCACUCAACCAGUACUAAAGUGCCAGGAUAUAUUUUCUUUCACUGUAAUUUUAGCUUAGUUAUAAUAUGCAUAGAGCAAAGCGGGGGAAAUACCUGUCCCUUUAGUAUCUCUCUGGGGCAGGACUAUGCAUUUUUAGAAUGAAUAUGAUGGUCCAAAGUUGUAAGUUGCCAACUUUUUUUGUUUUAGAAAGAAUGACAUGCACACACUCAUGUACAAGUUCAUUCAUGCUGUCACACGGACACCUAUGGUACCUACAUAGGCAGAGGUUAAAGGCAAUUGUAUGAAGUUUGUCAAUAACAUCUUAGUAUAGAGGUUUUCUGAAGAAGAAAACAUAUUUUUCAGUCUGCCAAUUUCAACUCAAAGGGAAAAAAUAUAUCUACAUAUAUAUUGAACGUUUCAGGAUUAAAUGUGUUAGCUUCUGAUAAAAGAAAAGUUGGUUACACACGAGACUGGCUUAAGUUUCUUUUGUUUUUGUUUAUUUCAAACUGAUUUGGAACAUUUGUAAGCUAUUGUUGUUCAGGGGGUUAAUUUUUGUCCUCACAAAGGCUCAAAGAUUGUGUUGCACUGUGUUUGUUUGGCAGGCUAUAACUAAGCUAUCAGGAAGUCUUCCUCUGUUUUGAAUUACAACGAUUUUUUGUUGUACAGUAGUAAAGUUGCGUGUCUGUUAGACAAGAGGAUUUUUGUU
Messenger RNA from Zootoca vivipara (common lizard), 4718 nucleotides. NCBI's taxonomy places the organism in Eukaryota, Metazoa, Chordata, Lepidosauria, Squamata, Lacertidae. The record is from RefSeq and is a predicted model, not a curated record.